Stereum hirsutum FP-91666 SS1 is the source of this 708-nucleotide messenger RNA. RefSeq lists its product as uncharacterized. The transcript is spliced from 3 exons. NCBI's taxonomy places the organism in Eukaryota, Fungi, Basidiomycota, Agaricomycetes, Russulales, Stereaceae. The record is from RefSeq and is a predicted model, not a curated record. The coding region runs from base 1 to 708 and encodes 235 amino acids.
AUGCAUCGUAUCCCACAACUUCUGGCUCCCGGUUCCGGCUUCUCAAUUUCCAAACCAUGGGUCCAUCGCUUUCUCCAGGACGAACUGUCAUGGAGCUCUCGAGUGAGCACCCAGAAGGCCAAAAAGUUGCCCGACAACGCCAACGAGUUAUGCGAGCUUUCGUUCUUGCGGGCUGUCUUUGCGAUCAAACUCCACAACAUCCCCGAUGCUCUAAUCGUCAACGCUGAUCAGACGGGGAUCAUUCUUCUUCCGACGGGAAGAAGAACAUAUGAAUUGAAGGGGUCAAAGGAUGUCAGUGUAAGCAAUCACGAAGAGAAACGGCAGAUGACGGUCGUCCUUGCGUCUGCUUGCUCGGGCGACUUCUUGCCAUUCCAGUCCAUCUGGGGUGGAAAGACCGACGCAAGCCUGCCCUCUACGAAUGCUCUUCGUCGAGACGAGGCGGACCAGCUCGGGUUCAAGUAUGGUCAUGGCGAUACUCGCCACUGGAGCUCAAGAGAUACGACCAAAGAUUGGGUUACCACCCUCCUAGUCCCAUACCUUGCCAACAUGAAGCAGGCUCUCGGUCUCCCGGACUCGCAGAAGUCUCUGCUUCUCCUCGACGUCUGGGGCAUCCAUAUCGCCAACCGAGUCCCCGAAGACUUCAUACCUUGGAUGCAGGUCAAUCAUCCAAAUAUUCUUCUUGACUUUGUACCGGGAGGCUGUAUGUAG